AUGGAUGAAGACAGAAAGGCUGGUAAAGUUCUGUCGGGUUAUGCUGGCUAUGACGAGCUCUGGGAAAGCGAUGAUGAUGGAGACAUGCAAGAACUCAGUGAACUUCUCAGAGAUGGUUUCAUCUCCGACUACAAGCACGGUACUAUACUACCGCAUGUGCUUCCGCUGGAGCUUCAGUCUCAGUUCAUAGAUUUAAUGGAUAAGGAUGUAAAGAAUGAGAUCCUUGAACAAGAAGAGGCGUUGAAAGCUGAAAUUGACACCGAUAUCAAGGAGCAUAUUUUGGAAGGAACUGAUGGUGAGGAAGAAAUGGAAGAAGAAAGCCCUACAUCAAAGCAAAGUCGGAAAGCUGCGCGGAUUUUAAGAAGUGUGCUCAUGAGUGAAGGUCGUGAGAGCGAACUAUUCAUGCUUCAACUACCUGGUAUUCUAAAAGUUCUCAGCCAAGAAAGGCCAUCAGAAGAUAGAGAUGGGGUGGAUGGCAGAUCGUUGCCAGAUUCCAGUGAGAAGGCUACUGUGGAACAGUUAAGCUUACCAGCUGGUCGAUCAAUUGGAAAGUUGGUAAUUACCAAAGAUGGUCGAGUGAUACUAAAGGCUGGAGGCCACACAAUGGACGUAGCGUACACUGCAUCAGAAGGUCAACAUCAGAGCGUGGUCAUGGUGGAAACGUCUCCACAAUCACGUGAAGGUUAUGAGAUGCACAACGGCAAUGGGCGAUAUGGAGAUCCUUAUGGAGGAGGAAGUGGCGAUCGUAAUGCUGUUUACUAUAUGGGAGAUGUUCGUCACCAUUUCACGGCAUCAUUGGAUUGGAAGAAGUUGAGACCUGUCGGAAUGGAGAGCGUGGUCAUGGUGGAAACGUCUCCACAAUCACGUGAAGGUUAUGAGAUGCACAACGGCAAUGGGCGAUAUGGAGAUCCUUACGGAGGAGGAAGUGGCGAUCGUAAUGCUGUUUACUAUAUGGGAGAUGUUCGUCACCAUUUCACGGCAUCAUUGGAUUGGAAGAAGUUGAGACCUGUCGGAAUGGAGAACACAGCGACAACAUCAGACGAUAUGAUGAAAUCACCGUCGAAAAAACAGAAACCAGCGGAAUUAGACAGUAUAAGGAAGGAGCUGAAAGAGUUGCAACAGCAACGGACCAAACAAAUUACUAGCGCUUUGAAGAGAUGGAAUGCCUAG
Cooperia oncophora is the source of this 1170-nucleotide messenger RNA. NCBI's taxonomy places the organism in Eukaryota, Metazoa, Nematoda, Chromadorea, Rhabditida, Trichostrongylidae. The record is from the annotation of a GenBank genome assembly.